Molecule: messenger RNA, 5090 nt
Organism: Terrapene triunguis (Three-toed box turtle)
Lineage: Eukaryota; Metazoa; Chordata; Testudines; Emydidae
Product: SH3 and multiple ankyrin repeat domains protein 3
Exons: 10
Coding region: 1-3723 (1240 amino acids)
Cellular component (GO): dendritic spine; postsynaptic density; postsynaptic membrane
Molecular function (GO): ionotropic glutamate receptor binding; synaptic receptor adaptor activity
Source: RefSeq, a predicted model, not a curated record
AUGGGCUUGCUGACUAGUUCUACAGCUCCAUUUGCUGGGACCGGGAUGGUGAAGGUGAUCGAUCGUCUGAGUGCCUGGGGUUUGGUGCUCAGUAUUGGUGAGGGUGGCUUCUGGGAAGGAACCGUGAAAGGACGGACCGGUUGGUUCCCGGCAGAAUGCGUUGAGGAAGUGCAGAUGCGACAGUAUGACCCACGGCAAGAAACGAGAGAAGACAGGACAAAGCGUCUCUUCCGACAUUACACUGUGGGUUCAUAUGACAACUUCACCUCCCACAGUGACUACAUCAUCGAGGAGAAGACGGCCGUGCUGCAGAAGAGGGAGCAUGAGGGAUUCGGGUUUGUGUUGCGAGGGGCCAAAGCGGAGACUCCAAUUGAGGAGUUCACCCCGACGCCAGCCUUCCCAGCGCUCCAGUACCUGGAGUCAGUGGAUGUGGAAGGUGUGGCCUGGAAAGCAGGACUUCGCACGGGAGACUUUCUGAUUGAGGUGAAUGGUGUGAAUGUGGUAAAGGUAGGGCACAAGCAAGUGGUGUCGCUGAUCCGGCAGGGGGGAAACCACCUGGUGAUGAAGGUCGUCUCUGUCAGCCGCAAGCCAGAAUCAGAAGAAGUCGUCCGGAAGAAGGAGAAACUGGAUGAGAUCUUGGCAGCAGCUGAGCCCUCGCUGAGAGCAGACAUUGUCGAAGCAGAUUCCAGGGCAGCCACUGUGAAGCAACGACCCACCAGCCGGCGCAUCACGCCAGCGGAGAUCAGUUCACUCUUCGAACGCCAGGGAAUGGCAGCUCACUCGGGAGCUCUCCCGGGGGCUGAGAAACCCCACGUGUCCCUACGCAAAGGAAUUCCCCGGACAAAAUCUGUAGGUGAAGAUGAGAAACUUGCUGCUUCUUUGAUGGAUGGGAAAUUUCCUCGGAGCACGUCAAUGCAAGACACCAUCAGGGAAGGGCACGGAAUCCCACCCCCACCUCAGACGGCUCCGCCCCCUCCUCCGUCUCCAUAUUACUUUGACACAGGCCCUCCCCCAUCCUUCUCCCCACCUCCACCUCCGGGAAGGGUUUAUGAUACCAUAAGAUCGAGCUUUAAGCCAAGCCUGGAGGCCAAACUCCAUGGCCUCCCCCAGGUGAUCAGUGCAGCUGAGAUGUAUGACCAGGCAAGGACUUCUAUCCCGUAUCCUGAAAGGCAAAAGAGAGCCCGAUCCAUGAUAAUCCUGCAGGACUCCUCUCAUCUUCCUGUAGAGCCCACAGAGCUCCCCCGGCCUGGCCCUUCCGCCACGCCCCCGGAGAAGCUGAAAAGGAAAGGGCGAGUGAUUGAUAACCCUUACGCCAACAUGGGCCCGUUCAACGUUAGCCUCUUUGCUCCCACCAAGCCCCAGAGGAAGAAGAGCCCGUUAGUGAAGCAGCUGCAAGUAGAGGACGCUCAGGAAAGAGCAGCGUUAUCCAUCGCAGGAGGCUUUACGCGGGAGCCCUCUCCCACACGCCGGAGCCAUCGCAUGAGUGGCAUAGAGUAUCAGCACCACGCUGGCAUCGCUCAGGUCGACCCCUCGAGCAUCCCCUUUGCCACUGCCAUCGCUGGAGUCAUGAAGGACAGAGAGCGUCGUCUUGAUGAGAGGCGGAAAUCCACUGUCUUCCUCUCGGUUGGGGCCAUUGAAGGGAGCCCCCCCAGCAUUGACAUGCCAUCCCUGCAGCAGUCCAGGUCUAUUGAUGAGCGGUUGUUAGGAAGCCGAGAUGUGCUGCUGCCUUCACCUGUCUCAGCUUUAAAGCCAUUAAUUAGCAGCUCAUCCUCAACAUUCAUCCACCCCCUAACAGGAAAGCCCCUAGAUCCAAACUCACCACUGGCGCUUGCGCUGGCCGCAAGGGAGCGGGCCCUGUCCACUCAAGUCCCAUCCAGGUCGCCCACCCCAAUCCACAGCCCAGAUUCAGACCGAGCAGCACCCCUGUUUGUGGACGUCCAAACCAAAGAACCAGAAAGGGGGGAGCUAGAGGGCCUAGUGUCACCUGCAUAUUCGCCUGGAGCCAAAGGGGCAGUAGGAGCAGCUCCUGGGACUUUGGCCCCUACGAAAAGCCACUGGGGGACUCCAACAACACUGAGAAAAGAGACUGAGACAAGAGCAGAAACACCUGUGAAAGAAGAGAAAAAACACGAAGACAAGAAAUCUAUGAUCAUUAGUAUUAUGGACACAUCACAGCAGAAGACAGCCGGCCUCAUCAUGGUCCAUGCAACAAGUAAUGGCCAAGAGGAGAUAGGACUUGAGAUGAAAGAGGAGAAACCAGAUGUUCCUGAAGCAAGCGUGGAGCCGGCAGAGCUGCCCAAAGCGGAGACUGAGCCCAGCCCUGUGGGAAAGUCUCCGGUUAGCCCAGCGUCUGACAAGACACUUGGUCAAGGAAGUUCAGAGGAGGAAGUGGAGCCCUACACAGUUACCCUCCCACCAGCUCAGCUGUCUUCAAGUGAUGAAGAGACCAGGGAGGAACUGGCCAAGAUUGGGCUGGUGCCUCCACCAGAUGAGUUUGCAAAUGGGGUACUAGUCACCACCCCUGGCACACCAAUCAGCCAACUGGCUAAGCCUAGCACGCCAUCCAUACCAGCGGCAGCAGUAGCACCUUCUACCACUGGUGGAACACCCUCAGGGAAGCCCUCUGAUGCCCCCGUAGCCCCAGAGUCUGCUGCAGACUCAGGAGUAGAAGAGGUGGACACCAGAAGUUCAAGUGACCAUCACCUGGAGACCACAAGCACCAUCUCUACAGUCUCCAGUAUGUCUACAUUGUCCUCUGAAAGCGGGGAGCCUACUGACACAUACACUUCCUUUGCGGAUGGACAAACUUUUAUACUCGAGAAGCCACCAGUGCCUCCAAAGCCAAAACUCAAGUCCCAGCUCAGCAAGGGGCCAGUUACUUUCAGGGACCCACUUUUGAAGCAGUCUUCGGACAGUGAGCUCAUCUCCCAGCAACAUGCGGCUACGCUGGCUUCAGCCAGUGUUGGUCGGCCACGCUACCUCUUUCAGAGAAGAUCCAAGCUAUGGGGGGACCCCAUGGAGAGCAGGCCAGUCCACGGGGCUGAGGAUGACAAACCAACUGUGAUCAGUGAGCUAAGUUCCCGGUUACAACAGCUGAAUAAGGAUACACGAUCACUGGGGGAGGAACCUACCGGGCCCCCUUUAGAUCCUGGGAAGAAGUCACCUGUGAUCGCAGCACGACUUUUCAGUAGUUUAGGAGAACUCAGCACCAUUUCCCAGCGGAGCUCCGGAACCACCUACACAGUUCGACCUGGCAGCCGGUACCCUGUAACCCGACGUACUCCCAGUCCAGUGAAACCUGCCCUGGAUAGGACAGACCCUCUCAGCACCGUGCGGCCCUAUGGAUUGACACCUCCCACCAUCCUCAAAUCUUCCAGCCUCUCCAUCCCGCAUGAGCCCAAGGAGGUGCGCUUUGUGGUGCGGAGCGUGAGUGCCCGGAGCCGCUCCCCAUCCCCCUCGCCCUCUCCCGGGCCCCCCCUGCACACUCUGCACCCACCGCGGCCCUUCAUGCAGAAACCCCUCCACCUGUGGAACAAAUACGAUGUAGGGGACUGGCUGGAAAGCAUCAAUUUGGUGGAGCAUCGAGACAAGUUUGAGGACAAUGAGAUUGAGGGCACACACUUACCUGCCCUCACCAAGGAGGACUUUGUGGAGUUGGGGGUGACACGUGUGGGGCACCGCAUGAACAUUGAGCGAGCACUCAAACAGCUGGUAGACAGUUGACCAUCCUAGGCAGUGCUGGCCUCUUCCAGAGCCAACUUAUGGGGGGAGGGGGGCAUUUCUACUAGACGAAUAAAACCAAUUUGAUUCUCUUUCUAUUCUGACCACUGCACUGAAGGGCGAAGAGCUGAGGAGCGCCCACUCACUCCAUACACCCAGAGCCCCAGGUGUGCACAAACACACACGGACACACGCACAUGCACACACACAAACACAUGCUCAGCCCCCACUCAACCCUGCACCAACCAACACCACCUUUGGGAAAAGGAAUGUUGCAUGAAAUACACCCUCUUUUCUGUACUCCUAAAGAGUCAGGCCUGUAUAUCGCUUGAUGUGCCUUUCCCCAGGGGCGCUGUUGGUGGCAGGAGGGCAGGGGGCCAUGCCCUCGUUGGCCCAUGCUCCCCAGUCUGUGGUAGAACCUUGUUCCCCUGCGUGGAGCCGGCUGUGGAAUGUAUUCUGAUCAAAGGGCUGUGGAGAGGAGGGGGCGUGGUCGGUGUUACUGGUGCAAAUUAGGUACCAUAGCUCAGUUUAGGGUGAUGGGGCUGUCAGCUGUGUUGCAAUGGUUGUCUUGUGACCCAGGAACUGAACUGAUCUGUAUGUGAUACAAGGUGGGCGCUUGUUUGAAUGUCAAUUGAGUCCCCCGUUUCCUGAGCCGCAGCAACCAGAGGCCUAGGCUACAUCCUGCCAAGCUGCCGCUCCCCAGUCCCGCGGGAGUGGCUGCCUGUCUGGUAGGCAGGUCAAGGGUCCUCUGUGAUCAGUGGGGCAGGCGGCUGUGAGACGCCCGGAGGAGCUGCUGAAUAGCAUGGUAGUGGUGAUGGGAGUCUUGGAGAGGCCAAGUGGAGAGUGCAGUGCUGGCACUCACACGGCCCCUGACGCCAGCUCAGAGACUGGUGAGGGCAGGCAGGCACCGAGGUGCAGCAGUGCAGUGGGAGCGGCGUCAGGGGUUCUGGGAGCAGGCAACCUGUUUCCCAAAGCCUGCGCUGGCAUGCGGGCGCCUGACCCCAUUGGUGGGCUCCAGCUCAGACCGGUCCUAGUGGCUGCUGAAGCAAGAAGGGCCAUUCUGAUUGCAUGGCUGGGAAUGCCCCUGCAGGGAGAACCAGAUCUGCUGCCUCUAGCCAAUUGCUGCUUCUGCCCGUGGAGCCCCUUCACCCUAGGCUCCUUCAGCAGCUUCCGCCCCAAAGCGGAGCAAGCCUGUUGCCAUGCAAACAAGAAAACUGGGAUGGCCUUGCCAAGAAAGCCGAGCCUUUGGACUCUGUGUUCCUUUGCCCUAUUGCCCUGGGCUGCCCUGGUGAGAGAGGAAGUGAAGCCGCAUGGAUAGAAGCAUGUUUGGGGAUGGCCAAGGGAGGCUGGUGGGGAAUCAAGCAGAAAGU